Echinops telfairi (small Madagascar hedgehog) is the source of this 3428-nucleotide messenger RNA. RefSeq names its product G protein-coupled receptor 156 (gene GPR156). Lineage: Eukaryota; Metazoa; Chordata; Mammalia; Afrosoricida; Tenrecidae. The transcript has 10 exons. The record is from RefSeq and is a predicted model, not a curated record. The coding region runs from base 407 to 2728 and encodes 773 amino acids. Gene Ontology annotation, cellular component: membrane; G protein-coupled receptor heterodimeric complex. Gene Ontology annotation, biological process: G protein-coupled receptor signaling pathway; gamma-aminobutyric acid signaling pathway. Gene Ontology annotation, molecular function: G protein-coupled GABA receptor activity.
AAGAGGAGCGAGAAGGGCCGAGGCUGUGCAUCCCAGCAGCGCAGGGUAUGGGGGACUGGUGCGAGAGUACUUGGAACAGUGACUGCCAUCUGGUGGCAAGCCAGAAUCUUCCUGUAGUGUAACCUGAUGGUUUCUAAGAUGACUACUCUUGACUCACGUGGUGCGCACUGGCAGCAGGGGGCCCCGGAGACCCUGGAAGGCAUCUGAUGAAGGAGCCUGGUGCACUAACUCUGCCUUUCCACCUGAAUGGGUUGUUCUGCUUGGAUUCUGAGCCAGGCGUCCGUUCCAACAUGGGGCCUCUGAAGAAAAGCUUUGAGUUGCUCUUGUGGUUUAAUCGAAGACCAGUAUCCCAACCAGUGGGAAACCAAAACUGAAUCAUCGCACACCAAGAGGGGCAUGUGGUGACAUGGAGCCUGAAAUAAACUGUUCAGGAUUCUGUGACAGUGUUCCUGGCCAGGAGCUGACACAGAGACCCUUUCAGGAUUUCUGCAGAGCAAUUACCUCAUCUGACAGCAGGAAAGCUCUCUCUCCAGUGUCCCCUGUCCUCGUGGGCAUUGUUUGGACUUUUCUCAGCAGUGGACUUCUCCUGGUCAUCUUCUUUCUUGUCUUCACAAUUCGCUGCAAAAAGAACAGGAUUGUGAAGAUGUCCAGUCCGAAUCUGAACUUUGUGACCUUACUGGGCAGUUGCCUGACGUACAGUAGCGCGUACCUCUUUGGCAUUCAAAAUGAAGACGCACUAGUGGGAAGCUCGAUGGAAACUCUCAUUCAAGUCAGAUUAUCCUUGCUGUGCAUUGGCACCUCCCUGGUGUUUGGCCCCGUGCUGGGGAAGAGCUGGAGACUUUACAAGGUGUUUACCCAGAGAGUCCCAGACAAGAGAGUGAUCAUUAAAGACCUGCAGCUGCUGGGGUUGGUGGCAGCAUUGGUGAUUGCCGAUAUGAUCCUGCUCGUGACGUGGGUGCUUGCUGAUCCCAUCCAGUGCCUUCAGAUCAUCAGUGUUAGCAUGACAGUGACAGGAAGAGACGUGUCCUGCUCUCUGACCAGCACACACUUCUGUGCUUCCCUCUACUCUGAUGUCUGGAUUGCUCUCAUUUUGGGAUGCAAGGGUCUGCUCCUGCUCUAUGGCGCCUAUCUGGCAGGCCUGACGGAUCAUGUCAGCUCUCCUCCGGUGAACCAGUCCCUAACCAUCAUGGUGGGGGUCAACCUCGCGGUGCUGGCUGCUGGGCUUCUGUUGGUGGUCACCAGAUACCUUCACUCCUGGCCCAACCUGGUCUUUGGACUCACCUCCGGAGGCAUUUUUGUUUGCACGACCACCAUCAACUGCUUCAUCUUCAUCCCCCAGCUGAAGCAAUGGAAGGCAUUUGAAGAGGAAAACCAAACAAUCAGACGCAUGGCCAAAUAUUUCAGCACUCCCUGCAAAAGCUUCCACCCCCAGUGCGCUGACGAGCAGAACUGCCACCCGCGAGGAGCCCAGAGCUCUAUGGAAAGGCUCCUCACCGAAAAAAACGCUGUGAUUGAAAGCCUGCAGGAGCAGGUAAACAAUGCCAAAGAGAAGCUAGUGCGCCUGAUGUCAGCUGGGUGCCCCUCAGAUGCCCCGGAAAGGAGCACAGGCACCCAGGCGGAAGCCUGGGGCCACAGCACCACAGCGGGGGGGCCUUCGGAAGGCCCCUCUCUCUCUCAGAACCACAGUGAUGCCAGCCCAGCCGCCCCGGACUCUGGGAGCACCUCCAUGCCUUCCUCAAACAGACAGAGCCUCGAGGGGCCUGUGGAGGACCCCAGCCCGUCCUCAGGGCAGAUGGAGAAGGCAUCUGACUUGAACAACUUUUCCAGCUGUAGCCCGAAGCCAAGGGCUGAGCAAAGUGGGCGUGCUGAAGGGGGAAGCCAAGUACUCCCGGACCCCAGCCAGGGUCUCCUACCAGGUGAUGACUCAGUUCCCCAGAGACAGAGACAGCAGGAGAACUCAAAGGAACCCUCAGGGCGGCUGUCAAGGGUCAAUUCCGUGAUCAGGGAGAAGCUUCGGGAAGUGUUACAAGAUCUGAGCCUUGGCCCUGAGGCUCCCGGCCCCUCUUCUCCCCCUCAUCCCCAGCCACCCCUGAAGAGCCCCCAGAAGAUACCCUUCCCCAGGGAGCUGGGCUUCAGCCCAUAUAUGGUGAGGCGGCGGCAGCGGGCUCCCUCACGCUUCCACGGCUCAGGGCUCUCAUCCCUAGGGCACCGGGCAUGCGGGACUGGUUCUGGGGCGUGGGGCGGGCUGCAGGCAGAGAACGUGGGCGGCUCGAGUCCGGACCACCACCGCGCGGCCUACCCCAGGCCCACUUCCAAGAAGCCUUUCCUACCCCUAGAGCCCCGGGGCCGACCGGAGAUGCUGGCGCCCAGCCACCCUCAUGAGCGUGCUGCAGGCGGUUCUGGCCCAGCCGAACGUCCCACCGCUACCCCAAGCGGCGCCAGAACCUCCCCCGACCUGCCCGGGCGGCCUCCGGGGUCCCCAGUGUUCCCCUCCGCGUCUACUCCAUGCAGUUACCUUGACAGCGAGUCCAGCAGCUCCGACGACGACGAGUUCUUCUGCCGCUGCCACCGCCCCUACUGUGAAAUCUGCUUCCAGAGCUCCUCGGACUCCAGCACUUCCGAGCCCGACCCUGGGCCCGCCGGGGCCCGGGCCUCCUGGGAAAAGCCGUGGGCCAGCUCAAAGCCUGUUGUGAACUUCAAAGAUGACUUGAAGCCCACCUUGGUGUGAGCCGCAGCAGAGCUGGUCUGGGGACAGUGCUUGGCCCUACAUAGGGCGCACAAGGAUCCGGGGAGGGAGGGCGGGCUUCUUGCCUGCUGGAGCACAGACCAGUACCCUCCACACCGACCUGACUCUGUUCCAGCUCUGCCUGGUUCACUGCUUGGCCUUGAGGGCUUCUUGGUCUAAAGAAAGAGGGGCAUUGCCUCUCUGCUUACUACCUCAGCAUGACUCCAAAAGACUCCAGUCCAGUGGCUAAGAAGGGACCAUCUCCUUGGAUAAAAGGUGCUGAAUGUACGGCCUGCGUUCUACAGAACUCUUAACCUGCGGCUCCUGGAAAAUGCAGGGAGAGAUGGAGGGGAGUUUUCCGCAGAGCUAGAGUUAUGGGUUGCUAGUCAGCCAACUGGCCUUUUGGUGGACAGACCUGCCAGAAAGAAAAAUCUGUAUCUUUGGGCCUCCCUAUUCUUGGGAGAGGGUGGUUUUGUUUCUGCUAACAGUUGUGUACAGCACCUCCACUACACCCUAGAUUCUGGUCACAUUCAGCUCUGAGCCACCUCCACACUACUAUUCCUGGUUUGGGUGUUCCCACACUUAGGACCCCUAAGACGGUCAGGGUCUCCACGUGCCCUCAAGCUCCCCAGACCUCUGCUAGGCUUGUGCCCUCCCUCCCCACCUUGACUCUCCCGGUGGCACAAUCGGGAUUUUGGAUUUG